Messenger RNA from Sungouiella intermedia, 1086 nucleotides. NCBI's taxonomy places the organism in Eukaryota, Fungi, Ascomycota, Pichiomycetes, Serinales, Metschnikowiaceae. The record is from the annotation of a GenBank genome assembly.
AUGAAUUCGAUCAAAAAAUUGGUCAUAUCUUUGGAACCUUUCUACCCUGGUGCAUCGCUCAGCUCCACCCCUGACCUAGAUCCAUUGAAGACGGUUGCGGAGGAAGAUGAAGACAAGAUUGAUCAACCUGACGAAUUGGUGGUCGAAGACACAAAACUUGUACGGAAACGCACUUGGUGGUCCGUCAUUUCAGCUGUCUACUUCACAAUCUUCAUACGACCGGUGCUACUAGUCUGGCUUUUGAUAACUUUCCCAUUCACAUACUUCUUCGAGCAUGAUUAUCCAGCCAUGGAGACAGAGGACGAAAAUGAAGCCGAUCUGCGUCGCGAGAUGCUGAGGUCUGAUAUUGAUGAGAAGACCGAGCUUCUCAAACGGGAAAAGAUCAUGGCUAAUCACAUAAAGUCCCCUACCGCAUCCAAGUACAUUAUUCCGCCCCCACCACGUCUUUUCCCCAGAUCCCGUAAUCCAGAAAAGAAACGCAAACGGAAAACGCUUAUUUUGGAUCUAGACGAGACACUUAUCCAUUCGUUAUCACGAGGUGCCCCAAGAUCGUUGGGUUCCAGCAACUCAUGUCACAUGAUCGAGUUGAAGGUCAAUAACGUGGCCACGCUUUACUACGUCUACAAGCGACCAUUUUGUGACUUUUUUUUGAAAGAGAUAUCACGGUGGUUCGAACUUCAAAUCUUUACAGCGAGUGUGAAGGAGUACGCUGAUCCCAUCAUUGAUUGGUUGGAGAGCGAAAUCGUAGAUCACAAGCUGGCUGGCAAAUCAGGUGCCAAAUCCAUCUUCACCAAACGCUACUAUCGUGGCGAUUGCACAUACAGACAGGGGGUGGGCUACAUCAAGGAUUUGUCUCAGUUUGUUGCUAAGGAGGAGGAUCUCAAGAACGUGGUCAUCUUGGACAAUUCUCCUGUCAGCUAUGCCUUGCAGGAACACAACGGAGUGAUGAUAGAGGGAUGGAUUAACGACCAAAACGAUCGUGAUUUGUUGAAUCUAUUACCGAUGUUGUAUAGUUUGAGUUUGUGCAUUGAUGUGCGUUUCAUUAUUGGUCUACGAAAUGGCGAGAAGCUCUUUGAGCAAAAGUAA